UGCCUGAGAACCAAGAUGUAGACCUCUCAGCUCCUUCUCCAGCACCACGUCUGCCUGAACACAAACAUGUCCCACCAUGACUACAAUGAACUGAACCUCUGGGCUGUAAGCCGGCCCAGUUACAUGUUUUCUUUAUAAGAAUUGCUAUGGUCAUGGUGUCUCAUCACAGCAAUAGGAACCCUAAGACGACUGUCAUCUUAAAGCGACCGCAGUGCGUUGUGAUGAGGGUGUCAGAGAGGAUUGAGGUCAGGAGGAGUGAACUAAAAGCAUCAGGACAGCAAUCGGUUGGAGCUCUGUAGAGGACACACAAGCUGAUUCAUGGAAGUGGAAGAGGAUUUUGUGAGAUGAUGAGGAAGAGGCCAUGUGACGUAGAAAGAAUAUGUGGGUGACGGCCACCCUGUGUAAAAGAGUGUAGCCUUCUCUGGGAUCUUUGUGCAGAUUGGAACGAUUAUAGCAGGGAGUUGGUAAAUCACACUGUCAGAAAGUAGCCAGUUACAAACAAAAUGAGUAUUCCGGCUCUGCUGCUGCAUCCUUACCAGUGGUUACUAAACAGCCUGAGGGUGCCUUCCCGGCGGCUUCACAGCAUCCUUCACUCAGGGCGACACCCCGCACCCCGAGCCCCACGUGCUGCACUGUGGAAGCCCUCUGGACACCAUUGUACUAAGUGGAUGCUGCUGUCCGGUGGCCGGAGGAAUGCGUUAUGUAUCCAGGCGACCUUGAGGGACCACACAGAAGGACUUUCUGAUAAAGAACAAAGAUUUGUGGAUAAGCUUUAUACGGGUUUGGUCAGCGGGCAAAGAGCUUGCUUAGCGGAGGCCAUCACUCUGGUGGAGUCCACUCACUCUCGGAAGAAAGAACUGGCUCAGGUUCUUCUUCAGAGAGUCCUAGUCCACCGCCGAGAGCAGGAGCGGCUCAACCAAGGAAAGCCCCUCACGUUUCGAGUAGGACUGUCUGGGCCCCCUGGCGCAGGGAAAUCAACCUUUAUAGAAUACUUUGGGAAAAUGCUGACUGACAGAGGGCACAGACUGUCUGUGCUAGCCGUGGACCCGUCCUCAUGCACCAGUGGUGGAUCCCUCUUAGGUGAUAAAACUCGGAUGAUUGAGCUAUCAAGAGAUAUGAAUGCAUACAUCAGGCCGUCUCCAACCAGUGGGACUUUAGGAGGUGUGACAAGGACCACAAAUGAAGCCAUUCUGCUGUGUGAAGGAGGGGGUUAUGACGUCAUUCUUAUUGAAACUGUCGGUGUGGGGCAGUCGGAGUUUGCUGUUGCUGAUAUGGUUGAUAUGUUUGUUUUAUUGCUGCCACCGGCAGGAGGGGAUGAACUGCAGGGCAUCAAAAGGGGCAUAAUUGAGAUGGCGGAUCUGGUCGCUAUAACUAAAUCUGAUGGAGACCUGGUCGUGCCAGCCCGCAGGAUCCAAGCCGAGUACGUGAGCGCACUGAAGCUGCUCCGCAGGCGCUCGGGCGUCUGGAGACCCAAGGUAAUUCGCAUCUCUGCCAGAAGUGGAGAGGGCGUCAGUGAGAUGUGGGACACGAUGAGGGAGUUUCAGCGCGUGAUGCUGGCCAGCGGGGAGCUGAGCACCAAGAGGCAGCAGCAGCAGAAAGUCUGGAUGUGGAAUCUCAUUCAGGAGAACAUCCUACAACAUUUCAAGACCCAUCCAAGCAUCCAAGAACAGAUUCCUCUGAUGGAGAGGAAGGUGCUCAGCGGGGCCCUCUCCCCAGGACUGGCCGCAGACCUACUGCUGAAAGCUUUUAGAAGCAAACACUAAUAAACCUAUCCUGUACAACCA
Mesocricetus auratus (golden hamster) is the source of this 1784-nucleotide messenger RNA. RefSeq names its product metabolism of cobalamin associated A (gene Mmaa). The record is from RefSeq and is a predicted model, not a curated record. The transcript is spliced from 7 exons. Bases 504 to 1763 code for a protein of 419 amino acids. Lineage: Eukaryota; Metazoa; Chordata; Mammalia; Rodentia; Cricetidae. Gene Ontology annotation, cellular component: cytoplasm. Gene Ontology annotation, molecular function: GTP binding; GTPase activity.